AUGGAGCUAAAAGAACACAUACAGCCACAUGCAGUACUGAUACCAGUUCCUCUUCAAGGCCAUAUAAAUCCCUUCACACAUCUUGCCAUGAAACUUGCCUCAAAAGGUUUUACCAUCACCUUUGUCAACACAGAAUCAACUCACCAGCGGAUAGCUAAAGCUCAAUCACUUAAAGAUGACGACAACCCUUUCUCCCAUGAAGAGGAAUCUGGUCUUGACAUUCGUUAUGCUAGAAUCAGCGAUGGUUUUCCACUGAGUUUUGAUAGGAGAGCCAACGCGAGCCAGUUCAUGAUAGGUCUCACUCAUGUUUUCCAAGCUCAUGUUGAUGAUUUCAUUGAAAAUCUAGUCCUCUCGAAACCAAAUCCACCAGUUUCUUGUAUAAUAACUGACAGUUUCCACGUAUGGGGAUCAACGAUUGCCAAGAAAUAUAAUCUCGUCAAUGUCUCAUUUUGGACUGAACCAGCAACAGUGCUUACAGUCUUCUAUAACACCGACCUGCUCAAGAGAAAUAGCCACUUUGGACGACAUGAUAAGUACGAUGACACCAUUAGCUACAUACCAGGAAUUCAAGCCAUUAAACCAGAGGAUUUACCUUCAUAUUGUCAAGAUGCUGAUCCAAACGAGACUAAAUACGUGUUCAAGUGUAUUGAAGAUGCACAGAAAGCGGACAUUGUCAUUGGUAAUACAGUGCAAGAGCUAGAGUCUUCAACCAUCUUGGCCUUACAAGAGCAGCAACCAUUCUAUGCAAUUGGGCCAAUCUGUCCCACAAACUUUACCAAGAAAACAAUUUCAACGAACCUGCUACCGGCAACAGAUUACACCAACUGGCUCAAUAACAAACAAGAUGGUACAGUGUUAUACAUCUCAUUUGGUAGUCUUGUUAAUUUAAGUAAACAGGAUAUUCUGGAAAUAGCACAAGGCAUUCUGAUAAGUAAAGUGAGUUUCAUUUUGGUGCUACGUCACAAUAUCUUAGUAUCCGGAGAAAGAAACAUUUUGCCUCUCGGAUUUGAGGAAGAAACAGCAGGGAGAGGAUUGGUUGUGCCAUGGUGCUCUCAACUAGCAAUACUAUCACAUCCAUCAGUCAGAGGGUUUCUGACUCACUGUGGGUGGAAUUCAAUCUUGGAGAGUAUAUGGUGUAAAGUUCCAAUGGUGUGCUUUCCUGUUUCGGGGGAUCAACUUACUAACAGGAAAUUAGUGGUUGAUGAUUGGAGGAUCGGUGUGAAUCUUUGCACUAGAGGAUUGAUCAGGAGGGAGGUAGUAGCGGAGAAUAUUGGAAAGAUAAUGAAUAACUCAGAUGAAUCGAGGGAGAAUAUCGAUAAAACAAAGAUGAUACUUCAAAAUGCACUUUCUGAUGAGGGAUCUUCAGAGAAGAAUCUCAACCAAUUCAUACAAGACAUGAAGAACAAGAUUCUUCAGAAAAAUUGA
This is a messenger RNA of Solanum verrucosum, 1425 nucleotides long. RefSeq names its product UDP-glycosyltransferase 86A1-like. The record is from RefSeq and is a predicted model, not a curated record. Gene Ontology annotation, molecular function: UDP-glycosyltransferase activity. Bases 1 to 1425 code for a protein of 474 amino acids. The transcript is spliced from 2 exons. NCBI's taxonomy places the organism in Eukaryota, Viridiplantae, Streptophyta, Magnoliopsida, Solanales, Solanaceae.